Messenger RNA from Perca flavescens (yellow perch), 2844 nucleotides. Its product is annotated as semaphorin-4A. Gene Ontology annotation, biological process: neural crest cell migration; semaphorin-plexin signaling pathway; negative chemotaxis. NCBI's taxonomy places the organism in Eukaryota, Metazoa, Chordata, Actinopteri, Perciformes, Percidae. Gene Ontology annotation, molecular function: chemorepellent activity; semaphorin receptor binding. The record is from RefSeq and is a predicted model, not a curated record. The transcript is spliced from 16 exons. Gene Ontology annotation, cellular component: plasma membrane. The coding region runs from base 97 to 2619 and encodes 840 amino acids.
CUGUUUCUUCAGUCGCUCUCCGACAGAGCUCAGUCGCUCCAAUCGUGAGCUGCAGAAACAACGCAGGAGGAAAAGAUCUUCAUCCCUCUUUCCUUCAUGCCUCCAUCCAUCAUCCCUCCAUCCAUCAUGCCUCCCUCCAUCCUACUCUUCUUCUUCGGCCUGCUGAGCGCUACUGGCUCGCUGCCUCCUCCACGAACCACCUUCCUCCUCCCCUCUGCAGACAGACCUCUGGUCCUCUUCAGCCUCCCCGACAUCCACAACACAACCACGCUGUUGCUAAGCGACGAUGGAGACACGCUGUACGUAGGGGCGCGGGACGCCGUCCUCUCAUUGGACGUCAGUCAGAGUGAUGUCAUCAGCCUGAAGAAGAAGGUGGAGUGGCGUCCGUCUGACAGUGAAAUCAAAGACUGUGAAAACAAAGGGAAGGAUGCUACGGUCGACUGUCCAAACUUCGUGCGUGUUUUGCAGCCAAUGAACUCCACCCAUCUGUACGCCUGUGGCAGCUACGCAUACAGCCCCCAUGAUGGCUUCAUCGAUGCAGAGAGCUUCUCGAUGGUCGAUGGUCAACAGGCUGAUACUAAAGCUAAGGUUCGCUGUCCGUUCAGCCCCAUGCAGAAGAGCACAGCCAUCAUUGUGGACGGCGAGCUGUUCACCGCCACAACAACCAACUUCAGAGGAGUCGAACCACAGAUUUCUCGACACUUCAGCAAAGAUGGCCGCCAAGACGUCAGCCAGGACUCAAGCUUACUGGAGGAGCCAAGGUUUGUGAGCUCGGCCUCAGACCCGUCGGAGGGGAAACUCUACUUCUUCUUUAACGAAGUUGGGAACGAGUUUAGCUUCGUAGACAAGCUGAGGAUCGCCCGAGUGGCUCAAGUCUGCAAGGAUGAUGUUGGAGGACAGAGGACUCUGCAGAAUAAGUGGACAUCGUUUGCCAAAACCUCUCUGCUCUGUCAGGUUCCCAAACAUCUUCCCUUCAACGUUCUCCGGGACGUUUUCACGCUGCCGCCACCAGAGGGCAGCGAUGCCGCGAACACGCUGUUCUACGGAGUCUUCACCUCGCAGUGGUCCUCGGGUCCAGAAUCGUCCGUGUGCGUGUUUAAGCUGCAGGACAUCAGAGCGGUGUUCACUGGGACCUACAUGAACUUUGACUUCCAGAACCAGCAGUGGAGUACAGUGCUGGGAAAACACCCCUACCUGGGACAGUGUGGACUGAACAGCGCUUCAGAUUCUGAAUUAGAGCAGGUGAAGAAGAGUUUCAUGACCAGCGGCAAGGUGAAACCGGUCGGAGGCGGUCCCGUCGUGGUUUCUUCAGGGCAGCAGUACAGUCACGUUGCAGCGUUGAGGACGCAGGCAGCCAAUGGAAACCCGUAUACUGUCCUUUUCCUUCUUACAGAGUCUGGAUUCCUCCACAAAGUGGUUUUGUUGGAUCAGGGUGUGCAUGUUGUUGAGGAGAUUCAGGUUUUCUCUCAGCCUCAGCUGGUGAAAAGCAUCGUCCUCUCCUCCUCAAAGGGAGUUGUCUACGUGGGGACAUCGGAGGGCGUGACGGCGGUCCCGGUGGCCCGGUGCUCGGGCUACAGGACCUGCAGCCAGUGUGUUCUGGCCAGAGAUCCGCUGUGUGGAUGGAGCCGCUCCGCCGGAGUCUGCACCGCUCUGGUCGCCCAGCAACAAGACAUGGCUCAAGACCUGGAGAACGGUAAUGUUGAAGAACAAUGUCCGGGACAAACCAGGAACAGUCUGCUCCCAGCCACAGAAGUCAGCGUUCAUCUGAACGAAGUGGUGAGGCUUCAGUGUCGGAAGCCUUCCAACGUGGCCGCUCUGACCUGGACUUCCUCUCGAUCCGACAGCCUGCCGGACAAACUCUUCAUCCGCUCAGCUGACGGAAGUCUGAGCUUCCUCGCCACGCACGAAACCUUCGGCACGUAUCGCUGCGAGGCGGAGGAAGGCGGGUACAGGGAAACAGUCGCCAGCUACGAGGUCCAGCAGAUCGUUCCUCCGCAGAUUGCCUCGCCGCGCUCCUUCAGCCCCUUUCCCAAAGCCGAAGACGACCACGGGACCGACGAACCCUUCGAAGAAAUUUCCAUUUCCACCGAGGAACCGAAGACUUCUACCACGAAACCUUCAGGAGAACCGGAGGACUCCGGGAUGAAAGACGAAGCCUGGAGACCUCCUGUCGCAUGCUCCUCCCGUCUCACACCUCCCAUCUUAUGCCUGGCCCUGUCGAACGGUGUGCCGGGGACGACCGAUUGGAGCGAUGCAUCCCCGACCGAUUUAACAGACGAGAUCGUCGUCGCUGACAAAGCCAAUUCUGGGUUGAAGAACGAGAUCAAGGUGACUCCCGAAAGAGACGCCUGGUCGGGGGAGGAGCCGGCUGACGAACGCCUCCGCGUCCGAGAGAAGAGCUUCUACAGCGAGCUGGUGGUCGUUUCCCUCCUGCUGGCGGCCUGCGUCUGCGUCCUGAUACUCGCAGGAAUCCACGUGUGGCGGCAAAGGAAAACGGGACUCAAAAAGAUUUCUCUGGUCGGUUCGGAGGACGGCGGCAAAACCAACCAAUCGAUGGAGACCGUUCCAUCUCUGAGCAGCCCCGAGGACACCGGGGGGCCCGAGGUGAAGGUGGAGUAACGACUCAACUCAUAGUCCUACGCUGGAAGUGCCGAUUGACCGUAGUUAACUCGCCAUUAAUUGCACAUUUUCUUAUCUGCUCUAAAUGUACUUUAAAGGGAUAUUGUUCAAGUUUGUAUUGCUCUUAUUAACAGUGUGGGCCCAUAGACGUGUGUGGAUGUGGAUGUGACGAUUUUAGACGAGGAGCUGCUUACACUCUACAUUACGUUACACACUUUCACUGGC